This is a messenger RNA of Girardinichthys multiradiatus, 1952 nucleotides long. Its product is annotated as cysteine-rich and transmembrane domain-containing protein 1-like. NCBI's taxonomy places the organism in Eukaryota, Metazoa, Chordata, Actinopteri, Cyprinodontiformes, Goodeidae. Bases 201 to 575 code for a protein of 124 amino acids. The transcript is spliced from 5 exons. The record is from RefSeq and is a predicted model, not a curated record.
UGUCUCUGACUGUUGUCUCCUUUGCUGAUUCCUCGAUCAAUUGGUCAACAUUGGAUCAGGGCAGCAGAAAGGUUCUGUUCAGCUGGAGCCAUCAUCCAUCCUCCAUCCAUCCAUCCAUCCAUCAUCCAUCAUCCAUCAUCCAUCCAUCAUCCAUCCUCCAUCCCUCCAUUCUCCAUCCCUCCAUCCCUCCAUCCAUCCAGAUGAGUGAGCAGCCUCCUCCGUAUCAUCCUUUCUUCCCUGAAGGACCUCCUCCCUCCACCUUCUCUCCAGCUUUUUGCUCACCGCCCACCACCUUCAUGGGCUCCACCUAUCAGACGUUCCCUCAGAGCUUCCCAGCACCAGACCAUGUCAUCUUCCAACCAGGAUAUGCUGGGCAACAGGGGGUGUCAGUGAUGCCACCUGGUUGCUAUGGAGAUCCCCGUGGCAACAAACAGGACUCCCCCUACCCACCUAAACCCACAGUGUUGGUGGUGGAGCAGCGACCCAAUCAGCCGGAGGGUGGCAUCGGCUCAUACCUGGCGGCGUGUUCUGCUGCUCUGUGCUGCUGUUGCCUGUGGGACCUGCUGCAUCGCUGAAGAUCCCUGAACAUCCUCAUCAUCCUCAGCAGCAGCUACUGACCAACUGGUCCAUCAGGCCGUCUGCUAAUGACACCAGAAAUACGUUCCAGCAAAUAUCUGUCACGUUUGGGUUUAAGAUGACAUUAAUCUAAUUGUGUGUUCUGAUUGGACGGUGAGCAGAUCUGGACUACAAACAUGGAGGAUGACGAAAGCAGCUGAAAGCCUUUUCUAACCACUUUCAAAGUCAAAUAUGUCAGAGUUUUCAGAUCCUCCUUCCUUCCUUGUUGGGCAGUUUUAUGAUUUUUAGUUACAUUUACAAGUAAAACUGCCUUCAGUAGGAGGUGCACUUCAGCUGCUUGGAUCCAGUUUCUGGUUCUUUGAGUCCUGAUCCAGAUCCUAGGACUAAAGGACUAGACUGGAAUGCAGACAGUACCUUAAUAAUGUUCUUUAUCACCAUCAUUUAAAUCAUUUUGUUUUUUAGUUCUUAGUUUAAUGUCAGACUUUAUAAACAAAUGUUGCUAAAAAUAAAAUAUCUACAGGAAAAAAGUUUUGUUCUUACAUUUCUCACAUUUUUGUAUUUUUCUUAUUUGAUUUGUUAUAAUUUGAUCUGAUAUAUUAUCUAUUAACAUCAAAUAAACCUUAACUUUUCAAGAAUUAAUUAAACGUUUUAAAUAAAUAAACUAGACAUGACUGUCUGGAGACGAGGCGCGCAGAGGUGGCUGACAAAAGCUGUAAAAGUGUUAAAAACUUUAAUGACAUCACAAAUACUGACCAAUACCUGCAGUGACACGGAAAAAGUGACUAAAGUGACAAAUUGCCUGAGGAACAAGACAGAACUCAACAAAUGUCAUAAGUUAGCAAAACAAAAGAGGAACCGAGGUCAACAAGAGAAAAGCUGAAUGAAGCCUGAAGCUCUGAACUAAAAUAACAAAGUCUCACAAAUCAGGACAAUUCUGUACAAAAUGUAAAACAAUUCAAACAUUUUUGACUGAAAUUUUUACAGGUUCGAUUUAUUAAAACAUUUUAUGCAAAGUUGGACUUAUUUUCUGCUUCCAACAUCAGAAAUCAGGAAACAAACUUUAUGCUAAAUAUUUAUGAGAAGGUUCAGAUCAUCUCUGCACAGAGCUGCCCUCCUUCUCUGAUUGGCUGAUUUUACUGCUGAUCUUCAAAGUGGAACCAUGAGUCCAAACUUUAAAAAAUAUUCAACACUUUUAACUGAAACGUCAAAUUCUGCACUGCAGAACCACCUCUGUCCAGUUGGAGGCGACACAAAAAGCUAAAAUCUAAUAUACAUUUCUUUACUCUUUACACACCUAUAAUGUCCUAAAAUUGAUGUGUGUGUGUUUAUCUGUACACUGUUACUUGUUACACUGUAAAUAAAUUGAAUUAAUUCGA